UUCCGCAAGCAGCGCCAUGGCACCCAGGAUCCUCUCCCUCCUCCUCCUCGUGGGACUCCUCUCCAUCUGGGCUGGGAUGCCGACUGCAACGGAAGCACAAGUGCAUCCCGGAAGAUGCCCCAAGCCUACUGGCGGUGGAGUCUGUGCGGACAUGUGCAAGAGAGACAGCGACUGUCGUGCAGAUGAAAAAUGCUGCUUCAAUGGCUGUGGCCGCAAUUGCAUGAAGGCCAUUAGAGGGUCCCCGAGAGUCUGAGCGGGCCACGGCGGUGGCAGCAGCAGCCCCCUGCCCGCUAUCCCCAGGUUUCUUCUGCUGACCAGGACCAGGACCGCACCGCAGCCAGGCUCCUUGGCUGCCUUCCUGGAGGGGGAGAAUAGCAGAUGGUCGAGAUGUGACCCAGCCCUGUACCCGAUCUCCCCCCCCCACCCCAAUAAAGAACCAGUCUGAG
Gekko japonicus is the source of this 446-nucleotide messenger RNA. RefSeq names its product chelonianin-like. The record is from RefSeq and is a predicted model, not a curated record. Gene Ontology annotation, biological process: antibacterial humoral response; innate immune response. The transcript has 3 exons. Gene Ontology annotation, molecular function: peptidase inhibitor activity. Lineage: Eukaryota; Metazoa; Chordata; Lepidosauria; Squamata; Gekkonidae. Gene Ontology annotation, cellular component: extracellular region. Bases 17 to 253 code for a protein of 78 amino acids.